AUGGCUAAAGGACCAAAGUUUGAGUUGAAGACUCCCAAGGGGACGAAGGACUGGCAAGGGAAGGAUAUGGUCAUUCGGGACAAAAUCUUUUCUACCAUCACUGAAGCCUUCAAGCGCCACGGAGCAGUCACUAUUGAUACCCCGGUCUUCGAGUUAAAGGAUAUUCUUGCAGGGAAAUAUGGCGAAGACAGCAAACUUAUUUACGACCUGGCAGACCAAGGUGGGGAGAUUUGUUCACUCAGAUAUGAUUUGACAGUACCAUUCGCAAGAUGGUUGGCCAUGAAUGGAAGCGUUCAAAGUAUCAAGAGAUAUCACAUCGCAAAAGUCUACAGACGAGAUCAGCCAGCCAUGACCAAAGGUCGCAUGAGAGAAUUCUACCAAUGCGAUUUCGAUAUUGCAGGUGUCUACGAUCCUAUGUUACCCGAUGCUGAGAUUAUCAGGGUUGCAACGGAAGUUUUUGAAGGCCUUGGCUGGAAGGGACGAUAUACCAUCAAGCUCAACCACCGAAAAAUAUUAGACGGUAUCUUCGAAGUUUGUGGAGUUCCAGAGGACAAAAUUCGUACAAUCUCCUCUGCGGUAGAUAAGCUCGAUAAACUCCCAUGGGAAGAUGUGCGCAAGGAGAUGACUGAAGAAAAGGGGUUAGCAGAAGAUGUUGCGGAUAGAAUUGGAGAAUACGUCGUACAGAAGGGCCAGAAAGAUCUCCUCGGCAAAUUACAUGCUGAUGAGAGGCUGAUGGCCAAUGCUUCUAUGAAAGCCGGUCUGGAAGAUAUGGAUCUUUUGUUCAAUUAUCUCGAGGCAUUCAAAUGUCUGGAAAACGUCUCAUUCGAUUUAAGUUUAGCACGAGGGCUCGAUUACUAUACAGGCAUCAUCUAUGAAGUCGUUACGGAAGGGUCUGCACCUCUUGCGAGUACAUCAGCUGUCCUUGCCGCGCCGCCAAGAUCUUCUAAGAAGCCCAAGAAAGUAGCCGAUGCCGAUGAGGAUCGCUCAUCGGAUCCGAGUGUGGGUGUUGGAAGUGUCGCAGCUGGUGGACGAUAUGAUAACCUUGUCGGUAUGUUUGCUGGGAAGGGAAGGCAAAUCCCUUGUGUCGGCAUUUCAUUUGGUGUCGAUAGAAUUUUCUCAAUCACAAAGGCUAGAAUGGAGGAAGAGCAGACAGCAGAGCAAGUGCGCAACAACGAUGUAGAUUGUUUCGUCAUGGCAUUUGGAGGUAAGGGCUUCACAGGGCUCUUGAAGGAACGAAUGUCAAUUUGCUCAACUCUUUGGGAAGCUGGUAUCAAGGCGGAGUUCCUUUACAAAGUUAAACCAAAAUUGCCAAAUCAAUUCAAGGCUGCGGAGGUCAACGGUGUACCUUUCAGCGUCAUCCUAGGUGAGGAUGAAAUUGCUCAAGGCAAAGUUAAGAUUAAGGAGAAUGGUCUAAGGGAUGGCCACCCGGAGAAAGACGGUGUUAUGGUCAAUCUUGACGCUUUGGUCUCUGAAGUCAAGCAACGUCUGAAGAGAAAGGCAGAUAUCGAUAACAUGACGCGAAAAGCCGAUGGUCUGAGAGUUGUAGGAGGCAUUAAAGACGAUAAAGUUAAGGUAGAAGCAAUCCCUGCAGAAGAAUCUACAACUGAGGCUCCGGUAGCAAAUGCUACAGGAUCUGCACCAUCGACAGAAAGUGCUGAGCCUGCAUCAGAGACGGAGAACCCUGCAGAAGCUAUAGGAGCUGUCCCUGCCUCUUAA
Molecule: messenger RNA, 1716 nt
Organism: Sclerotinia borealis F-4128
Lineage: Eukaryota; Fungi; Ascomycota; Leotiomycetes; Helotiales; Sclerotiniaceae
Source: the annotation of a GenBank genome assembly